CCGAGGACACUGCAUGCUCAAAGAAAAUGUCUAGUGCAGAAGGCUUUCCUGCUGUAUUUUACAGUGAGCCAGGAGUCCUGGGGCUUUUGGCCAAUGUGAUCAGUGCCUUCCUUGUAGCUCUUCAAAAUUUUGCCCAAGUCAAUACAAAUAUUUUGGCCAAUGGAACUGAAAACAUCUUGGCAGGUGUUCACCUUAUUUUGAUUGGUGGAGUGACACAACUUGUUGCCGGACUAAUGUCCUUCAGAAAGUACGACCAUCUGGGUGGCACAGCCUUUAUAACAUUUUCAGCUUUGUGGAGCAGCUUUGGGGCAACUCGGAUUAUUCUGGGAGCAAACUCCCCUCUUAAUGUCACCUCAAACAUUCUGGAUCUAAAAAACACCAGUGUUGCAAAUGAUAGUUCAAGUGUGUCUUUGCCUCCUAUUAGUGAAUCAGCUGUGGCAGGGCUAGUAGCUUACAUCAGUGUUGCAUUUACUCUAUCAUUCUGUUCAGCUACGACUAAUUACAUCAUGCCUUUUGUCUUUGGGGCCAUAACACUUACGCUCAUUUUUGAGGCUGUGGGUCUCUUUAGCCAAUGGGCUUUCAUACUAUCAGGAAUAUUUGAACUAGUGAUUGUUGUCUUCGGGCUGUAUGGAGCCAUUGCCCUGCUUUUAAAGGGAGUCACCCAGAGGUACAUUCUUCCAGGGUUUGGCAAUGCAUUAUUCAAUGUGCUGCUUCUAGGAACAGCCAAUAAAUCAUCUUCUAAGGCUAAUGAUGACGAGAAAAAGAAGAACACAAAAUAUGCAGAGCCAAUGGCUCUUGGAAAUUUGUGUAGUGUGAUUUCUCCCUUUAUCUUUGCUUUCUACUGUUUCAGGUACAUUAAAUCAUUUUAUGUAGGAGCUGUAUGGGUCAGCAUCAAUUCCAUUGCACAGCUUUAUGCAAGCUACUAUGGAUAUUUACGUAAUGAUGUCUACUUUGCGACUAAAUAUUGUGUCCAUAGUAUGUAUUGGCUUGUGAAGUCCUGGGAGGAAUUUAUUUUAACCGUCCUCAUAAAUGCCAACAAUUUAGAUAGCAGCAGAGCUAGAAUGACAGGAGACUGGUUUUUUUUGGUCACAGCUUUGAUUUUAUGUCUAAUGUCUCUGAACAGAAACAAACUUGAAAUAAUCCAUAAUGGGUUUUUUGUUCUUUUAACUAUCUCCACUAUUCCUCAGAUUAACACUGUAUCAUAUUACAGAUUUUUUGGGGCAGUUUGCUCUAUGUAUACGGCCCUGUCCCUUUAUGCAACAUUUGCCAGCCUGAUCAACUCUAUAGCAGAAAAGGCACUAAUUCCUAUUGGAACCGAAAUGGUGUCUUCCAAAUCAUUCCAGAGAGUUCUAUUUGCCCUAAAACAGAGGAUCAGCAAAGCUAAUGAGCUCCCAGUUUUUACUAAUGUGCAGCUGCCAGAUGCCCUCUUCUAUAUUUGCAAUGGGCUUGCAGCCCUGUCUGCCAUCCAGAGUGCAAACAUGGACCAAGCCCAGGCUCAUCUUAGUAUUCCUUGGGUUCUGAUCCCUGGAACUCUGAUCCAACUCUAUGUGUCCAGGAUUCAAGUUCGUGGAGGAAGACGCUUUGGCUCUGUGUUACCCUUCUGCUAUGCAGCUGUCUGGGCAACUUGGACCUGGCUUCGAUUUGCAGGUAUAUUUUGA
Molecule: messenger RNA, 1658 nt
Organism: Stegostoma tigrinum
Lineage: Eukaryota; Metazoa; Chordata; Chondrichthyes; Orectolobiformes; Stegostomatidae
Exons: 3
Coding region: 27-1658 (543 amino acids)
Biological process (GO): acetate transmembrane transport; succinate transmembrane transport
Cellular component (GO): plasma membrane
Molecular function (GO): acetate:proton symporter activity
Source: RefSeq, a predicted model, not a curated record